Messenger RNA from Oryzias latipes (Japanese medaka), 3084 nucleotides. It is a transcript of the gene flot1b, whose product is annotated as flotillin 1b. Gene Ontology annotation, molecular function: protease binding. Gene Ontology annotation, cellular component: plasma membrane; flotillin complex; cytoplasmic vesicle. Lineage: Eukaryota; Metazoa; Chordata; Actinopteri; Beloniformes; Adrianichthyidae. The record is from RefSeq and is a predicted model, not a curated record. Gene Ontology annotation, biological process: positive regulation of cell junction assembly; positive regulation of cell-cell adhesion mediated by cadherin; protein localization to plasma membrane.
UCAGAAGACCGUGAGGAAAUGGGAGUGGUCAAACAGCGUUUCCUAUACUUCAGAACUUCUGGCUCUACCGACGGUGAUCCCAGCAGAAGAGGAACCUACCUACUACCUACUCUUUUUAUUAGCGGCAUCAGGAUGUUUUACACUUGUGGACCCAAUGAAGCCAUGGUGGUGUCUGGCUGUGGACGUGCUCCACCUCUAAUGAUAGCUGGAGGGAGAGUGUUCGUCUUCCCAUGUAUUCAGAAGAUUCAAAGAAUCUCUCUCAACACCUUGACUCUAAAUGUGAAGAGUGACAAAGUCUACACUCGCCACGGCGUCCCCAUCUCUGUCACCGGCAUUGCACAGGUGAAAAUCCAGGGCCAGAACAAGGAGAUGCUGGCCACUGCCUGUCAGAUGUUCAUGGGCAAAUCCGAGCGUGAGAUUUCCGAGAUUGCGCUGGAGACGCUGGAGGGUCAUCAGCGAGCCAUCAUCGCUCAUUUAACCGUGGAGGAGAUCUACCAGGACCGGAAGAAGUUCUCCGAGCAGGUCUUCAAAGUGGCCUCGUCUGACCUGGUCAACAUGGGGAUUGGUGUCGUCAGCUACACGCUCAAAGACGUUCACGACGAUCAGGACUACCUUAACUCACUGGGUAAGGCGCGAACGGCCCAGGUCCAGAAGGACGCCAGGAUUGGAGAGGCUCAGUACAAGCGGGAUUCUGUCAUCAAAGAGGCCCGGGCCAUGCAGGAGAAGGUGUCUGCUCAGUACAAGAACGAGAUUGAAAUGGCUAAAGCCCAAAGAGAUUAUGAACUGAAGAAAGCGGCGUACGACAAGGAGGUCAACGCCAAGAAGGCCGAGUCAGAAAUGGCCUACCAGCUUCAGGUAGCCAAGACAAAGCAGUGCAUCGAGGAGGAGAAGAUGCAGGUUCUGGUGGUGGAGCGCACGCAGCAGAUCAUGCUGCAGGAACAGGAAAUAAUCCGCAAGGAAAAGGAGCUGGAGGCCAAAGUUAUGAAGCCGGCAGAUGCGGAGAGAUACAGGCUAGAGAAGUUGGCCGAGGCCCAGCGUGCGCAGCUCAUCAUGGAGGCUGAGGCAGAGGCUGAGUCCAUCAAAAUGAAAGGCGAGGCCGAGGCUUUUGCUAUGGAGGCCAAAGGCCGCGCCGAGGCCGAGCAGAUGGCCAAAAAGGCAGAGGCCUUCAAGCAAUACAAAGAGGGAGCUAUGGUGGAUUUGCUGCUGGAGAAACUCCCACUGAUGGCAGAGGCCAUCAGUGAGCCACUGUCACACGCCCAGAAGAUCACCAUGGUGUCCAGCGGCGGCUCAGAGGUGGGAGCAGCCAAACUCGCAGGGGAGGUGCUGGACAUCAUGACCCGGGUGCCAAGCGCCUUGGAGAAACUCACAGGAAUCGACAUCUCACAGGCUGCUGGGAAAAGGGCCCGCGCCCAUUAAGGAGAGGACUGAGGGAGGCGCCUGAAAUAAUCCGUCACGCCAAGUCUGACAUCAUUGCGUCUGCAGCACGUGCUCACGCCAUUGAAUCAGCACCACCCAACGUUCCCAUUCUACCGUUUUAUCUGCAUGUUUUCCCAACAUUCUUCCUCAUUUGUGUCUUUUCAGCUGGUGGCCCUGCAUCUGUGCAAAGUCACACAAAAAACAGUCUAGUUGAAGGAACCACUCCUGUCUGUCGUUUAACCGCUUAGAUGUAUGCAGCGUUUUACUUUAAAGUGACUGCAGUUUCCCUGCAGAACAACAUUGUUACUAAAUUAAAGAAUAUGGAAAAUGGAAGCCUUUAGUUUUGUGCCUUUUAGACGAGUAAAACUCAGUGAGGUAACAUCAUGCUGCCUUCAAUCUUCACUACAGAAGUCUCAAUGUUCUAGUCAUUAUUAUAACAAAAUGUGUGCCUAUUUCCUGUAGUUGACAGCUACAGAGUGGACUGUAGAGUUGCUGAGGUCUUUAUCUGUGAAGUUUUGUGUAGCGAUGAAAAAUAACAAUCUUUUGUAAAUGUUUGAUCUACUGAGAAAUCCCUGCAGUAAUUAUCAUGAACUGUUACUUUAAAGGCUUUAAUCUACCUAAAAAUGUUUUUAAGGUCAGUCAAACAUAUGUCCUCCUCCAAAUCAUGUCUCUAUCGAAAGUGUUUUCCCAGCAAAAGGUUCCUCAAAACUCCGGACAUUCAAUCAGAGAGAUGCCAACCGGCCUGAAUCCAACAGCCCCUUCAAGGAGGCUUUAAAAUGCUGACUCUGAAAUGAGUGGAACGUAUGGAAAAAGUUAAGACUUUUCCUAAAGUAUACACGCUUCAACCAUCACCAGUAAUCUGACCUUCAACCUGCAGAUGGGUAAAGGAUCCAAAACGAACAAUAAAGUUGUAAUUUUAACCAUUAGUGGCACAAAAACGAUAUUUUUUUUUUAGGGAAAUAGCUAAGUUUAGCGACUUUCCUUUUUUUUUUGUGUGCAGUUGCUGCUGGUGAGUGAAAAGGUUUUCUCAGUUGAUGGGGGUGGAAGUUGUUGGUGGGAAGAUGCUGAGGUUUUCCUGUAUGAGCACUGAAAGUAUCUUGUGGUGGAAAAGCAGCAUUGAUGUUGAUUUGCAGCAGCAACCGUUUUUUUAUAUAGUUACAUCUUUUACCUACUGUUUUCUAAAGACUUGGUGAAUACGUAUGCAUAGAUAAUCUAAAGCAAUUUUAGAUUUCUUGUAAUAUUUUCUAUAUUAUGAUUCAAAACUCAAGCUGAGUUUUAGGUUUUAGCUGCUCUCUUUAGUUCAUAUAUGUAUUUAUACUGACUUAAUAUCCGAUUAAUAUUACUUUUAGACAUUUUCUAAAGUUUUUACUCUGCUUUUUGGAUUCUGUCGCCGCCAAGUGCCUGGUCAGACCCCUCAAUCAGACUGAGCUUCCUUAGGGAAACUCUCCUUCUCGUCAAACGGAUCUCAAGCCAUCGGUCUUCAGAUGAAAGCCAAACUAGUCUCAAUGCUUUUGUGUCUUACUGGGAAAAGGCAUUGAAAAUUUGUUGCAUGACUUUCUUAGUAGAAAUAAAUAUUUAUCUUCCAAGUAAAGUGAAGCUGCUUGUAUGAAUCAUCAAAUUUCUCAGUAGUAAACAAACAAAAUAAAAGGAUUUAUUCACUAAAACAAA